This is a messenger RNA of Soboliphyme baturini, 1971 nucleotides long. NCBI's taxonomy places the organism in Eukaryota, Metazoa, Nematoda, Enoplea, Dioctophymatida, Soboliphymatidae. The record is from the annotation of a GenBank genome assembly.
AUGAACCAGGGUCUAACGAUACUCGCAGCUGAACCGGACGACGAAGGAGAAUACUCGUGCGUUGCCAUCAGCAGCGCAGGAAGAAAUGAAGGUCGAAUUCCGCUUGAAGUCCUAAAGGCCCCGGUUAUUGCCCCAGGUGAAAUUGUUCAAGUGAUCGAAGGGCAGACCGGCGAGCUUAUGUGCGAUGCGAGUGGAAGCCCUACGCCGCAAAUCGAGUGGAUCGUCAACGGUGUUAGUGUGCAAGGAGAUGACCGGAUGUGGCUUUCUGGCAAGUUGCUUCGAAUUAAUAAUGUCCGAAGACAAGAUUCCGGCGUUUACAUGUGCGUGGCGACUAAUCUGGCCGGCAGGGCACAACAAACAUACAACUUGGAAGUUCUUGUUCCACCGAAAAUCAUAACUCAGGCUCGAGACGAUGUGGAGGUGGCACUCAAUCAUAAGCUUGUGCUGGAAUGUCGUGCUACAGGCCAUCCGGAACCUCAGGUGAAAUGGUUCAGAAACGGAGUCCCGAGCGAUACACUUUUGAAUUAUGAAGUACAUUACAUGCAAAAUUAUGUCGUUGGUAUUGAGAACGUGUUUCAGAGUACGCAGUCGGCAGAACUGAUCAUCACAGCAAGUCUUUCGGAUGAUCAAGCGCUUGUAAAGUGCGUGGCAUCCAACGCGGCUGGUGAAGACACGAAGACCUAUCGAAUAAGUGGUGAUCACGAGUGGCGUGAGAGGAAACUUGUCAUCGGAGGCAAUGGCACCGACCGCAGUGUAGCUCGCAUUGACAAGGUUCGACUGCAUGACAAGGGCAAUUACUCAUGUGUGGUCAAAAACGCGGCUGGCAACGCUACUCAAGUGUUCGUGCUGAAUGUUGGAGUUCCAAAAGAGAAGUUUCGUGUUGUGUCAGUCGAGUGUGAUGCAGAAGGUAGGCCAAAAAAGACGACGUAUGUGCCGGCGAGGGGUGACAAUCCCGAUCUCAAUCGCCCGUUAUUGCCAUGGGAUGAAGAAAACAUCGAUCUGCCGGCUAACGGCACAAAUGGCAUCAUUAUUAAAUGUCUGACAAACUACGAGCAGCGGAAAAGUCGUGAAGACGUGUUGCCAACCUCACCGCUGCUAACCGAGUUUCCGAAGAGUCAACAGGUCCGCGUAGGCGAUUCGGUCACUCUCAGCUGUAGUGCAAUCGGUAACCCUGUGCCCGAAAUUCUGUGGAUGUACAAGCGGAAACUCAUUCGAGGAGCGAUGACAGCAGAUCGAGGUCGCAGCCGCAUCAUGUUGACCAACGUCGGCCAUAGCCAAGCCGGCCGUUACACGUGUCUCGCGCGUAACAGACACGGCUCGACGCAGGCAUUCGCCACAGUAAAAGUGAACGGUUUUAACGCUUGUCCGCCAGACACGGUUUGUCAGUUCCACUGCAUCAUGAUACGCAAUUCAUCUGUGUGUGUCUGCCCUUUGGGUUACCGGCUUUCCGCUGAUCAACGAACUUGCGAAGACAUCAACGAGUGCCAAGAAGGUGCGGUUCCGUGUGCCGUUGGUGAGCUCUGUUUCAAUACCAAAGGUUCUCACCACUGUUUGCGCGUUGACUGUCCGCUGAACUAUGAGUUUAUAGCAGACACGAGCGUUUGUCAACGCCUCUGUCAGUCCGAUACUGAUGUGAAUUGCAACGAUAGCUUCCCCGAACGCAUCGAGGUUCACCAAAUUGCACUACCGAAUAAAAUUUACAAAGGAUUCGAAGUACUGAAACUACGGACAAGCGCCCUGACGGCGGAUGGCCGUGAACAAUACGUAGUUUUGGCAAGCGAUUCCGACGAACUGCCAUUCGAUUUUCGAUAUGCUGAACACGGAGACGUGAUGUACACAACACGUGCUUUGAAUCAGGCCAAGACUUACACAUUCACUGUGUUGACUCCAACCUUAUUAGAUGUCGAUCGCAGAAGAAACUUUCGCCGACAGUUGAUGUUUAUCGCUUCUGUAUCGUACUGUCCAUUUUGA